Molecule: messenger RNA, 723 nt
Organism: Hydractinia symbiolongicarpus
Lineage: Eukaryota; Metazoa; Cnidaria; Hydrozoa; Anthoathecata; Hydractiniidae
Exons: 2
Coding region: 1-723 (240 amino acids)
Source: RefSeq, a predicted model, not a curated record
AUGAAAAUUCUUGCUAGUUGGGCGCCUGCAGUUGUUAAUCACCUUUAUUGGUCGAUUCACAACUGUCAUGGUAACGGAAAGGAGUUGGUUGAGAGAUUAACCUCUAUCAUUCACCAUUCAGUCAAUCGCCAUACAUUCCAUCAGAAUAAAAUAUAUAAAAAAUGCGAACAUCCGGAAUUGACUGAAGAUGAAAAUAACAGAAAACAGUGGCUUGUGAUAGGGUCUGAGGCCCACUCCAAGUUGGUGAAAGUUGUCACGCAACCUAGUCUUGUUAAAGAUAUGGAAAAGCUGACGGAACAACUCCAUACCACUCUCCUGGAAGUUUUUCAUUCCUUGAAAAUACGAUGUCUCCCUAAGUCCAUAUUUUUCAAAAUGGAGAAGAUGUUGGCUGGAACACAGCUUGCCAUUUUGGAUCACAACCACAACGUCGACAGAGAACAGAAAUGCAAAGUCGACGAGGAAGGCGUAGAAACCCCUCUUUUCAAGGUGGCAUAUUCAAAGCCCAACAAACGAUUUGUGGCAAAGGUUGUGAAAGUCGAUAAAGACUAUAGUUACCUAUCGCAUAUUACAAGGAAAAUAUUGAAACGAGCUGAAGUCAAAAGGAAAGCUUCGAAACGAAGUCAGCUGAAGCGUCAACUCCCAUUGAAAAUUGCUCCUGAUGAUAGACCUGCACGUGCAGAAAUAAUUGAAAAAUCUACAAAAUAUAAGCGAAUAAAAUUGUAA